Messenger RNA from Tachysurus fulvidraco (yellow catfish), 429 nucleotides. Its product is annotated as histone H2B. Gene Ontology annotation, molecular function: structural constituent of chromatin; DNA binding; protein heterodimerization activity. The transcript is spliced from 2 exons. NCBI's taxonomy places the organism in Eukaryota, Metazoa, Chordata, Actinopteri, Siluriformes, Bagridae. Gene Ontology annotation, cellular component: nucleosome. The record is from RefSeq and is a predicted model, not a curated record. The coding region runs from base 37 to 414 and encodes 125 amino acids.
ACUCAUUCUCGCGCAGUUCACUCGAACAGCAACACCAUGCCUGAACCAGCUAAGACCGCGCCCAAGAAGGGUUCCAAGAAAGCCGUGACCAAGACUGCAGGGAAAGGCGGCAAGAAGCGCAGAAAGACCAGGAAGGAGAGUUACGCCAUCUACGUGUACAAAGUCCUGAAGCAGGUGCACCCUGAUACCGGGAUCUCCUCUAAGGCCAUGGGCAUCAUGAACUCGUUCGUCAACGACAUUUUUGAGCGCAUCGCCGGUGAGUCUUCUCGUCUGGCUCACUACAACAAGCGCUCCACCAUCACCUCUAGGGAGAUCCAGACUGCCGUGCGUCUGUUGCUUCCCGGAGAGUUGGCCAAGCACGCCGUGUCUGAGGGCACAAAGGCCGUCACCAAGUACACCAGCUCCAAGCAAUGACUGCCUGAAGUCUGG